Heterobasidion irregulare TC 32-1 is the source of this 678-nucleotide messenger RNA. RefSeq lists its product as uncharacterized. Lineage: Eukaryota; Fungi; Basidiomycota; Agaricomycetes; Russulales; Bondarzewiaceae. The transcript is spliced from 2 exons. The record is from RefSeq and is a predicted model, not a curated record. The coding region runs from base 1 to 678 and encodes 225 amino acids.
AUGUCCGACUUGCCCCCCGCCGAAGUGAAUAUCGGUCUCGACCUCGCCCCCGUCUCUACGUCUGGGACCAAAGCCGACUACACAGCCGAGAAUGUCCCCGAGCACAUCAAAAAUAAAGUCAUCGUGGGGAACGUGCUCUACGUCGAUGUCGUCAACGUGGGCGCCAUGGUUGGCACCAAUCUCGAGGACAAGGAGGCUAGAAAUUUGGGCCUCAUCAAGAACCACUGGACAUUCCGGGCACUUCUCGACUUCGGUCGAAGCGGAAAAGACGACAUUGGCCAGGUCAAUUUCGGAAUGGACGUCGAGCAUUCCGCCAGCAUUGGCUCUAACGAGGGCCAAUGCGCCCGGAGCAGCCGCUCGGAUCCUGAAUCUGGAUCCGACAUAGUCUACAGCCCUGUUACCAGCUUCAGCAAGCCCUUCGCUCCGAGCAGCGACGGCAUCUUUCAGGCUGCUCUCCCGCUUGUUCCCGCCACUGGCGAUGGCAGUCACGGGUCGUUUGACUCGCAGUCUGUUGUCAAUAGCGACGUCGAUAGCGUGAGCAAGCCGCCCAACAUCACGUCUAGUGACGGCGUCCUCUUACAGCAGCCCACCGAGGGUGCUCCCCAUCCAGGGGGUUUUAAUAUAAAGAUCCGCGGUCGUACGGAGCCAUCUUGUUCCAUCAUCAGGAAAAGUGCCUAA